Glycine soja is the source of this 849-nucleotide messenger RNA. Its product is annotated as kunitz-type trypsin inhibitor KTI1-like. NCBI's taxonomy places the organism in Eukaryota, Viridiplantae, Streptophyta, Magnoliopsida, Fabales, Fabaceae. The transcript has a single exon. The coding region runs from base 52 to 768 and encodes 238 amino acids. Gene Ontology annotation, molecular function: endopeptidase inhibitor activity. The record is from RefSeq and is a predicted model, not a curated record.
GAACCUUGCUUAAUUAGCCACGUCCGCAACUGAAAAAGAAAACCCUAAGAGAUGAAGAGAACUCCUAUCUUGUUCCCUCUCUUCUUUCUUCUUUGUGCCUUCACCUCAUAUCUACCUUCAGCCACCGCUGAUGAUGAUCAUGUGUACGACACUGACGGCGAUAAGCUUCAAUACGGUGUCAAUUAUUUCGUGUUGCCAGUGAUAAGAGGAAAUGGCGGUGGAAUACAAGUAGCAAAAGCAGGAAACGAAACUUGCCCUCUGACUGUGGUGCAAUCUGGCAACGAGCUCUCUGAGGGGUUACCGAUAAAGAUUGCAUCUCGAUCAGCAGGAGUCGCUUUCAUCACCCAAGGCCAGCUUUUCAAGAGCAUUCAGUUCGGUGUGUUUCCAUCCACACUCAGACCAGGGUGUCCCCCAAGUCCAAUUCCUUCUAAGUGGGACCCACCUUCCAAGUGGACUAUCGUUGAGGGUCUACCAGAAAGAGGACUCGCUGUUAAGCUUGUUGGUUACCAAAAUAGAGUGUCUGGUUGGUUCAGUAUUGUGAAAGUUGCUGAUGACGCUUCUUCUUCUUCUGUGGGCUAUAAGCUUGUGUUCUGUCUAUGGCCAGAAGAAGAGGUGGCGAUUCACUUAUGUAAGAAUGUUGGGAUUCGUACCGAUGGUAAGGGAAUCAGGCGCUUGGUGCUGUCUGAGAACACUCCUUUAGUCGUUCAGUUUCAGAAAUUUCGAUCUGCACUGGCCCUGAAUAAUCAUGUGCUUUCUGCCAGUGUGUGAGAGACAUGCUUUGGUUGUAGUAACAUUGGUGUCUUACUAAAUAAAAUAAUCAAAGCUUAUGCCUUUUUGCAAAUGUUUUAA